Prunus armeniaca (apricot) is the source of this 273-nucleotide messenger RNA. The record is from the annotation of a GenBank genome assembly. NCBI's taxonomy places the organism in Eukaryota, Viridiplantae, Streptophyta, Magnoliopsida, Rosales, Rosaceae.
AUGUUACUUAAUCAUAGGUGGUCUUCUUUGCUAGUUCCUGAGAAGUGGUGGCAAACUCCUCAUGUUGGCUUCUUUAAAAUUAAUGUUGAUGGUGUGCUUAAUAUGUCGUUGGGGACACGUGGUGUUGGUAUGGUUGUGCGUGAUUCAAAGGAUGGUCUCUGUAGGGUUGUAGCGAUGCGUGCUCCAAGCUUGUUGCCGUUCUGGCCACUGAGUUGUAUACUCUUAAAGCUGGCAUCUCCUUUGCGGUCAAUGCAUCUUUUUUACCUUUACUAA